AUGCAUGCUUGUGAUACAUGGCCCACGACUCACGGAGAAGAUAAUAGACUAGCUACCGUGGAUAGAAAAUUCCUUAGGGAGAUUUACGGACCAAAAAUAAACGAAAACAAAACACACGAAAUAAGAUCUAACAGAGAAUUGCAGGAGUUAUUUGGAAAAUCAGACAUAAUAGCGGCAAUACGCCACAAAAGACUAAGAUGGCUUAGACAUUCUCUAAGAGCUAAAUCAAUACCAAAUUCUGUAUUAAGAUUGACUCCUCAGGGAAGGACGAUUGGAAGACCGAAACAGAGUUGGACGGACACAAAUACAAAAGAACUAAACCAACUUGGGAUAUACAAUUAUAUUUAA
Rhopalosiphum maidis (corn leaf aphid) is the source of this 348-nucleotide messenger RNA. RefSeq lists its product as uncharacterized. The record is from RefSeq and is a predicted model, not a curated record. NCBI's taxonomy places the organism in Eukaryota, Metazoa, Arthropoda, Insecta, Hemiptera, Aphididae. The coding region runs from base 1 to 348 and encodes 115 amino acids. The transcript has a single exon.